This is a messenger RNA of Melanotaenia boesemani (Boeseman's rainbowfish), 2078 nucleotides long. RefSeq names its product type-2 ice-structuring protein-like. Bases 88 to 600 code for a protein of 170 amino acids. NCBI's taxonomy places the organism in Eukaryota, Metazoa, Chordata, Actinopteri, Atheriniformes, Melanotaeniidae. The transcript is spliced from 7 exons. Gene Ontology annotation, molecular function: signaling receptor activity. The record is from RefSeq and is a predicted model, not a curated record.
AUAUAAGAGCCGGUCCUUGGCAGCUCAGAACAAACCUGAAGAUUCAGACUGAAACUGAAGAUCGUUCUGCUGCAGGUGAGAAUCAUCAUGACUCUGACUCUGCUUCUUGUUGCCAUGGUGGUUCUGACCAGAGCUGCUGAUGCUGCAAAACAGACAGAAGCUGAAGAAGUGAAUGUCGUUGAAAAGAGAGGAUUGCUUUGUUCUUCUGGAUGGACUCUGUAUGAUUGGCGCUGUUUUCAAUUUGUUCCAAGAUCUUUGACCUGGUCUGCUGCUGAGGAAAACUGUAAGUCCAUGAAUGCGCACCUUGUAUCUGUACGUAGUGCUGAGGAGUACCAUCACAUCCAGAAGAUGAUAGCAGAUCAGACACACGAUUAUCCUACAACAUGGAUCGGAGGCACUGACAGUGUAAAGGAGGGGGAAUGGCUUUGGACUGAUGGCUCACGUUUCUUGUUUUCAUACUGGUGCCAAGGAGAACCGAACAACCUUGGCAACCAGGAUUGCCUUGUAAUGAAUUUCUCAGAAAAGAAAUGCUGGGAUGAUCAGAAGUGCGAUAAGAAGAAACAAUCUGUCUGCGUCAAGAGCUGGUCAUUAUUCGGCUGAUACAAAAACAUCAAGCAUCUACGCAAAAAGCAGCGUAUUGCAAAUUUAUUCUGUCUUUAUUUCUCUGUUAUUGCUGUAAUGCUGCAUGAAAUGUGAAUCAAGAAUUGACAUGGUUGAAUGUCUCUUAGGUCCUGUACCUUUAACUCUUAAAUCUCCAAGCCUUUCUUUUUUUUUUCUUUUUUUUUUUUUUCUUUUUUUGUGUAGAAGCUGAACCCUUUUAAUCCCAGUCAACAUCUUGACAUGAUGUUUUCAGGACAGCCUCAGUUGUCAGAUCAUGAGGUUAAAAUGAUGCUAAAUGAAUGUCUUAAUAGAUAUAGCAGCAUAAAGAACAGCCAUUAAAAACUAAAAACACAACAGAAUGUAUUACCAACAGAACUUGUAGAAAGAACACACACCAUUAUUCUUAAGUCUUUACUUUGACGAGAAAAAAUAUCAACAUUGAAACAAACACAGAGAAACAUGGAAAUAGAAAUAAUUAAACAAAAACUUUUCACAUAUUUACAGUUUUUCCUUCAGCUGUUUUUAUCUAUUUACAUUCAUUUGGACAAGACAAGCUAGUUUAUUAGUAUAACACAUUUUAUUUACAGGACAAUUCAAAGUGCUUUACAUAAAACAUUAAAAACAUUACAGAUGCUGCAAAAAAAAAAAAAAAAAAAAAAAAAAAACAUUAAAAGAUGUUAUUUACUAUCCUCACAUUACCAUUUUUGUCACCACCGUGCAUCUUCUUAGUUUUAUAUCAGCCAUAGAGGUCCUUUAUUUGACUUUUAUUUUUGUUCUUUUUAGACACACAGAACUUUCUUGCCAAUUGUUAUCUUUGGUUGCUCCUGAUUGGACAUUAACAUCAAUUUAUUUUUAGCUUAUUGGUUGAAUAUUUAACAGGAAGCAGCUUAGUUAGUGUUUUCAGGUCUCUUUGUAUUGUCAUACUAAGGCCUCUUAGCAACAUGGUAGUGAUGGAUGGAUCAUUCAUUGUGUAUUUACCUUAAGAGCAGGUUUGUCCAAAGUGCUGCUGUCCUGCAGGUUUGGAUGAUUCCUUCUGAAUCAGACUAAUGGAUCAACAUAAAUGUGCAGCACUGGACAACAAGCCAUUGAGAAGAGUCAUUUAAUCUAAAUCAGGUGUUCUGGAGCUGGAAUACAUCUAAAGCCUGUAGGAGUGCGACGCUUGAGGACUGAAUUUUUAUGAUGAACAUUUAAUUUUGCAAACUAAUUGUAAACUUUCUGAAGGGGAUAUAAAUGUUUGGAAAAUGUCCAUAGAUCAUCUCAAGGGAAAGCUAUCCAUCACAUCUUACCCCACAGAGAUACACACAACUGUUCCUGAGAAAUUAUUGACAAAUGACGGGGCGCUGAUGAUCUAGCAGAGUUUUAAGAGUUGAAAUUAGCAGACCAUAAGGGAUCGUUUUUAAAAAACAUGCUUUUAGCUCCACUUUCUUCUGCAGACUGUCCUGUUCUGUUACUGAAAAUAAAAGCUUAAAUCAUUGAAA